Messenger RNA from Musa acuminata AAA Group (dessert banana), 1215 nucleotides. RefSeq lists its product as uncharacterized. Lineage: Eukaryota; Viridiplantae; Streptophyta; Magnoliopsida; Zingiberales; Musaceae. The record is from RefSeq and is a predicted model, not a curated record. Bases 17 to 1069 code for a protein of 350 amino acids. The transcript has a single exon.
CACAGACCAAGCACUCAUGGCUUCCUUCUUCCUCUUCCUCUGCAUCUCUUCGCUCAUCCUCUGCCCACCUUCGCAGGCUGAUGACGUCAAGGCCGUGCACACUCCUUUGGGCACUAUUCAGAGGGAGACGAAGCAGCAGAUCCUCGCCACUGUGCCUCCCAACCCGUCGGAGAACACCGAGCCCUUCCUGACUUCUCCCUUGGGUAAGUACGUCGGCUACCUCCUCCGCCGCGAGACCGCACCGGGCGCCGGCGGCAUGGGCAACGACUUCUGCUACAUCCAGAUCCAGGAGGUAGCCUCCGGAGCCAGCGUGUGGGAGUCGGAGUGCGAGCCGGUGAGCAGCGCGAACGCGUGCAGCCUCGUGUUCUGCGAUGCCGGGCUCGCGUUGUUCGAUGGGAGCAACCCGGUAUGGGACACCGGAGCCAGCGGCCACAACAACUUCCCGGCGACGUUGGAGCUGGUCGACCACGGCGACAUGAGGGUGAUCGACAAGGACGGGGAGUUGGUCUGGAAGGCCAGCGACGACGCGAGGGUGAAUCAACACUGUGGGUUGCCAGGCUCCCCGGGGCUGCCAUCCGGCGCGCCACCGUUUGUCGGGCCAAUUGGUGGAGACGACAACCCUCCAUUUGGCCAGCAGCCGCAGCAGACAACGCCAUACCCAACCAACGGAGCUCUGCCAUUGGCACCGGCGUCGGCGCCGUUGGUCGCACCAGCAAGCGGAGACGAGAAUAGCAACGGAGAUCUGCCGCUGGCACCGGCGUCGGCGCCGUUGGUCGCACCAGCAAGCGGAGACGAGAAUAGCAACGGAGAUCUGCCGCUGGCACCGGCAUAUCCGCCAGUUGUUGCACCAACGGGUGGGGCCGACGACCUUGCAGCAGGGGUGCUGCCUUCAACGAAUCCGAUCAACGGAGCAUUUGGCCAGCAGCAGCAGCCACAUGGAUUGCAUGGGGUGACGGAGCAGCCGCUGGUGGACAACACUCCUUACGACAGCGGGAGCUCAGGGAAGGAGGGAUCGGUCGUACUCUUCUUCUCGGCCGUGGUUGGUCACUUGAUGCUUUAUGGUUUCUGAGAGGUGGAGACGUGUGCAUGCAUGCAUGCAUGGGGUGGUGAUGGUGUUGUGUCGUACGCUUGAAGUGUCUCCGCAAUGUAUGUCUGAUGGAUGGUCAUGCUGUUUCUUUCCAUCGCUACUAAUUAAGCAGUAAAUUGUGUUGCAAC